This is a messenger RNA of Laetiporus sulphureus 93-53, 1716 nucleotides long. RefSeq lists its product as uncharacterized. The record is from RefSeq and is a predicted model, not a curated record. NCBI's taxonomy places the organism in Eukaryota, Fungi, Basidiomycota, Agaricomycetes, Polyporales, Laetiporaceae. Bases 67 to 1524 code for a protein of 485 amino acids. The transcript has 2 exons. Gene Ontology annotation, biological process: regulation of DNA-templated transcription. Gene Ontology annotation, molecular function: DNA-binding transcription factor activity.
GUUCUUUUUGCCAUGCCAGUUUAUAUCCCGCCCUGACCCGAAUCUUGGUCAAUCAUACGCUCUGUGAUGUCCCCUAGUCCAUCUGCACAAUCUAAAGCCAGCUCCGACGACAAUGCCAGCAAAAUGUCGGAGGCGGCGCUCAGAAAGAAGAAGAACGCCGAUGCGCAGGCCGCCUUUCGUGCGCGACGUGCAAACUACAUCGCUACCCUCGAAGAGACAGUCACAAACCUCGAAUCCGUGGUCAUCCAGCUCCAAGAUUCUUGCAGUGAGGUGAAGGAAGAGAAUGCUAAGCUGCGACAGGAAGUCGCUCGCUGGAAGCAGGAGGCCAGACAGCGAGAUCGCAUGUUGAAGACGUUGUGGCAAGAGCGGGGAGCAGCCAAUCUCAGCUCACAGUCGCACGAUUAUCCUCCUGCGCCCCCAUAUUCAGCUCACCCAUCACCGAGCGUCAUCACGUCUCCAAUGAGCACUACCCAUGUCGGCCAGUACAUGGACAAUGGCGUGCGGUAUCCAGCCCAGCCGGUUUCCCUCGGCGGAGCAUUCCAACAUCCUAGCAUGGGGUCUGGACAGGACUAUUCGCAGCGUUCGCCUACGGUGACGAUGGCCAGCAAUGUAGGAGCAGAGACGUCUCCUGAUAAUCGGGCGCAUCACUUGGAUGCACAGAGGAUGUCGCGAUAUGAGCAAUACUCGUACCCUCCGGCCAAUACCACUAGCGAUGGGGCAUGGAUGCAGCCAGAAGCUCAGGCGGGGCUAUCGCCCGAGGUCUUCGAUGGCAGCAGUUCGUCGCAUUCCCCGAACUAUCUCGAAUCGCCCACUCUGACAUCAUCAGAGCUGGCAUAUUCGACGCAAUAUGGUCUUGAUGAUCAGAAGGCAUCAAGUUCCUUGACAUCCUUCGACUCUUCUUCCUACCCUCCCCCACCCAGCCGUUCAAUCUCCCCAGCAGCAUCCACGCCAACAUCAACUUCAUCGACAACAUCGUUGGCACCCGCCCCAUUCUCGUUCACAUUUCAGGACAGCUCACUUGUCCAGGACCACUCUGAGCUUGGCUAUCGCCGGCAACCACAGCUGACUUUGCACGGAGGAACUGCUGACAUCUCGAUGAUCACCUCGAGCCGUGACGCGGCCCGUUACCGACCCAACGGCCGCUCCAAUCCGUUAACCGAUCGUCCGAUAGCUCAAGCUCUCGCUUCUUACUCUCGGAGGGAAAACGGUUCCGGUGGCCGCGAGAGCGAUGACAGUGAAUCAUACGCAUACUCUAGUCGUUCCCGUACGAGAAGCGAAGCUCCCUCUACUCAUGUCUCCCGUUCACCUUCUCCCGCCCCGCCGAUAUGCGGAACGCUUGCCGUCAUCAAGGCACAGGCUUUUGGUGCCUUGCGACGAACGAGGAAUCGGAGUAGGAAGACGUCGGAGGGCGCUGCGAAAGCGGCAGUAGAGGCCUUGGAGGCGAGAGGUAUUGGGAUGGGGGUUGCCAUAGGAUCGAAACGACCGCGUCUGCACAUCGACGACGACGAUGAUGUGCACAAUUGAAAACACAUGGCUAGAUAUCAUGACAAGUUGUACUGAUGACACAUCCGCUGUAGUCUUGGAACUCUGUAGACCCAUCUACACAUGCUUCGCAUUGCUUACUUAUUUGCUAUCGUUGUUGCACUUCAUGUAGGAUACCAUUGAUAUGUAAUAUACCACUGCCUUCGAUGUUGGCUUCACUACUCGAACACCGAU